CAAUAGGCUCACUUCAUGUUGUGUUGAUAAAAGUAGUGGGAAACAGGACGAGUUUGAGCGGUACAUCGAAAAUGUCUCCUAUAAACGACUUCAGUAUAACUUAUGAAGCUCUCAACGAAGAGGACACCUUUUCCGAAGGAGAUACUAUAACAGGCACGCUCACUUUCACUUUGAAAAAAGAAACCAAAGUGAAGAGCCUUUUCCUGAAAGCCAAAGGGGACGCGAACGUCCACUGGACAGAAGGAAGUGGAGACGACGAGAGAUCCUACAGUGCGCACAGGAGAUACUUCAAACUCAAAGAAAACUUAGUUGCAGGAAAUGAUAAAGGCACAGUACUUUCCCAAGGAGUCCAUUGCUUUAAAUUCAGGUUUCAAAUCCCACAGGGGGACAUGCCGUCAUCCUUCAAGGGGUUUCAUGGAAAGAUUGUCUACAUGCUUGAAGCAAAGAUGUCCAGGAGCUGGCGGUGGCCCACUAAAGUACAAAAAGAGUUCAAAUUUGUGUCAAAGUCCUUUCCACACUCUAGCCAAGUAAUGUGUCCCAACUCUGGUUCAGUGGAUAAAAAGAUGGGGGUUUUCUCCAAAGGACAGGUCGAAAUGUCUGCUACCGUUAACAGAAAUGUUUGCUGUCCAGGUGACACUUUAUCUGUUUUUGCCAAAAUCCACAACUCCUCUUCCAAAAAAAUGAGGCCCAAAUUCAGUUUACAGCAGAAAACUGUGUAUCGCGCCAGUGGCUCCACUAAUACCAGUGACAAAAGUCUAUGCAAAAUGGUUGGGGACACUAUCACACUGAACUCAGAGGAAACUGUCUCCUGCCAAUUGAAGAUUCCUGCCGAUGUCAUCCACACUCUCCAUAAUUGUGAAAUCCUCUCAGUUGACUAUUACCUCAAGGUAUAUUUGGACAUCAAGUUUGCCAUUGAUCCAGAAGUGGUCCUUCCAGUGAUCAUCGUACCUUCUAGCUUUGCUACCCUUCAGCCUGGUGAGGCUGUGGGGCCUUACCCAGCUGGGGCUGUUGGGGGGCCAAGUUACAGCGACUUCCCUCCCCCUGCCUUCCCUGUUGGACCUUAUCCUCUACCCACAGGUCCAGGUGCUUAUGGAUACCCAGCACCAGAUCCCACUCAACCUGCGAACACAACAAGUGGCUAUAAUAAUCAGUGGCCACAACAGGCCGCUCCAUAUGGUUUUCCAACUGCAGCUUUUCCAUCACCUUCAGUGCAGCAUCAAGCCCCUACUGCUCCACCUCUGUUUCAACAGGGAGAAGAACUUCCAACCUAUACGUCCCUUUUCCCCUCUUCUCAUGACACUUUCGGUAGGACUGGGUCAGAUCCCAAAAGCUGAGCUUCAAAAAUAGAAGUUAAGGGCAUUUGAGCAGUAAAGUACAUAUUUGCUGUGAAACUGUAUUCUGUAUUUGUACUAUUGUUUAACAUUUUUUACAGUUACUGUAUGUUGUAUAUGGAAAAUAUUUCAUAUGUACAAAGUGUGUGUGUUCUAAUGUAGAACCAACAUGACCUGUCUUUGCCCCACAUUCAUUUCACUGUGUGUGUGUGUGUGUGGGGGGGGGGAUUUGUUAGAUUAAAUUUAUGUAAAACUUCACUUGCUUACUUUUAAUACAGAUGUUUAUUCAUUAAUGGCAAUGCACAGCAAAUUAUUUUAUACCCUUUAACUUAACUAGUUUUCUUCUCUACUGUAUGCAAGCUUAAAGUUUACCAAGGUGGAAACCAAUGGAUAUGGUUUUCAGUGGUAAACAAAACAUCAAAUGUUUUACACAGAACAAGUUACUGUAGAGUUGCAGACAAAAGGGAACUUUGUUGUUGGCUUUUUGUUGGCUGUGAAAUGUUUAAUUUACUGAAAUAAAAAUAAUAAUAGCUUUA
Molecule: messenger RNA, 1867 nt
Organism: Siniperca chuatsi (mandarin fish)
Lineage: Eukaryota; Metazoa; Chordata; Actinopteri; Centrarchiformes; Sinipercidae
Product: arrestin domain-containing protein 3-like
Exons: 6
Coding region: 72-1334 (420 amino acids)
Biological process (GO): protein transport
Cellular component (GO): cytoplasm; plasma membrane
Source: RefSeq, a predicted model, not a curated record